GCUCCCGGAAAUGAUGGACAUAUUUAUGUCAAUGACUGUGGUGUUGUGUUCAUGGGUAUGUGUUUCUUUAGAGGUUUGUCAAGUUGUGAUCCCUCUAUGGGUAUAGCUUUCUGUCUGUAUACUCCAUUUUAAUGUGUCACUUGAAGAAAUGUAAUAGAUUAAAAGGUAGAAAGCUUUGUCAUGUCAAAUAUUCCUUGGGGUCAGUUUUGUGACGCAGCUAGUAAAGCUGAGAAGUUUCUGUACUGCGAAAGAAACAGUCAGGAAAGUGAAGAGGCAACCGACAGAAUGGGAAAAAUAUUUGCAUACUAUGCAACAGAUAAAGGGUUGAUAACCAGAAUCUACGAAUAAAUCAAGAAACUCCACAACAUCAAAACAAACAACCCACUUAAGAGAUGGUCCAGGACCUCAAUAGACACUUUUCAAAAGAGGAAAUCCAAAAGGCCAACAGACACAUGAAGAAAUGUUCAGGGUCACCAGCAAUCAGGGAAAUGCAAAUCAAAAAAGGGACACUAACCCACUGUUGGUGGGAAUGCAAACUGGUUAAGCCACUAUGGAAGUCAGUCUGGAGAUUCCUCAGAAACCUGAAUAGAACCCUACCAUACAACCCAGAAAUCUCACUCCUUGGAAUUUACCCAAAGGAAAUUAAAUUGGCAAACAAAAAAGCAGUCUGCACCUCAAUGUUUAUUGCAGCUCAAUUCACAAUAGCUAAAACCUGGAACCAACCCAAAUGCCCAUCAACAAUAGACAGGAUAAAGAAAUUAUGGGACAUGCACUCUAUAGAAUACUAUACAGCAGUCAAAAACAAUGAAACCCAUUCAUUUGCAACAAGAUGGAGGAAUCUGGAACACAUCAUGCUGAGUGAAAUAAGCCAGUGCCAAAGGGACAAAUAUCAUAUGUUCUCCCUUAUCACUGACAACUGAGCCCCAAAGGGGAAACUUGUUGAAGUGAAAUGGACACUAUGAGAAACAGUGACUUGAUCAGCUCUUGUCCUGAUGGUUGAUGUGCAAUGUAAUACUUUAUCCAUUUUAGUUUUUUUUUUGUUGUUCUAGCACAAUUGGUUGAACUCUGUAAUUAACACACAAUUAUUCUUAGGUGUUUAAAUUUUAACUGAAAAGUGAUCCCUCUUAGGAAUCUGGAAAACAUUAUGCUGGGUGAAAUAAGCCAGUCCAAAAGGGACAAAUAUCGUAUGUUCUCCCUGAUCAGUAACAACUAACUGAGCACCAAAAAGGAAACCUGUUGAAGUGAAAUUAACACUGUGAGAAAUGGUGACUUGAUCAGCCCAUGCCCUGACUGUUGAACAACUUAAUACGUUAUCCCUUUUAGUAUUUUUUUUGUUUGUUCUACUUAAUACUUUUGGUUGAAUACUGUAAUCAAUACAGUUAUUCUUAAGUGUUGAAACUUAACUGAAAAGUGAUCCCUGCUAAAUAUAAGAGUGGGAAUAAGAGAGGGAAGAGAUGUGCAAUUUGGGACAUGCUCAAGCUGACUUGCCCCAAACAGUAGAGCUAGAAACAUACCAGGGGAUUCCAAUUCAAUCCCAUCAAGGUGGCAUGUACCAAUGCCAUCUCACUAGUCCAAGUGAUCAAUUUCUGCUCAAAAUUGAUCAUAAUGAUAGGAUUUAGAGCCAAAGGGAGCACAUGAACAAGACUAGUUUCUGCAAAUACUAGCUGAUAGAAUAAAAAAGAGAGAGAACGAUCUAACAUGGGAAUUGAGAUACACAGCAGACUCAUAGAAUGGUGGAUGUCCUAAACAGCACUCUGGCCUCAGAAUCAGCCGUUAAGGCAUGCAAAUCCAGCUAAAAACCCAUGAGAGUAUUUCAGGCAUGGAAAGACAAGACACUCUGGAAAAAAAAAAAUGACCUAAAUGAAAGAUCUCUGUGAGUGAGAUCCCAGUGGAAAGAACAGGUAAUCAGAGAAGGAGGUACCUUUCUCUGAAGGGAGGAGAGAACUUCCACUCUGACUACAACCUUGCCUAAAUAUGAUCAGAGUCAGUGAACUCAAAAGGCUUCCAUAGCCUUUACAACUCAUGACAAGAGCGUAGGUUGAUUACUGAUGCCAUAAACAAGAGUGUCAAUUUGUUAAGUCAACAACAGGAGUCACUGUGCACUUACUCCCCAUGUAGAAUCUCUGUCCUUAAUGUGCUGUACAUUGUGAUUAAAUGCUAUAACUUGUAUUCAAACAGAAUUUUUCACUUUGUGUUUCUAUGUUUGUGCAAACUGUUGAAAUCUUUACUUAAUAUAUGCUAAACUGAUCUUCUGUAUAUAAGGAGAAUUGAAAAUGAAUCUUGAUGUGAAUGGAAGGGGGGAGGGAGAGGGAAAGGGGAGGGUUGCGGUUGGGAUGGAAGAUAUGGGGGGGAAGCCACUGUAAUCCAUAAGCUGUACUUUGGAAAUUUAUAUUCAUUAAAUAAAAGUUAAAAAAAAAGAAGUGUGCUUUCUUCAUCCUUACCAACAUAAAUGCUGUUGUGCAUCCAAUAGGCCCUAAAAACAGCCCUUAUGUCCCUCCUCUCAACCUCUCAGGACAUGAUCCAGGCCCGGAGUGAGUCACAGAAAAGCCUCCUUCCUGGCUUUCCCUUGCCUUUCCACAAGAAUCAGGCUGUAGUCAUGAAAACAUGGGCUGGACUGACCCACCCCAUCAGUGCAUGCACAGCAGGCCAUGUAUUGCCUCAGUGGAACACAACCUGGAUCCAGUCCCCAGAAAUGGGUCAGGAAAUCACCAUGCUGAACACUGGAAUUUCUGUUCCACAUUAGGUUCUCCUGGGCCACGUUCUUAAUGUUCCACCCUGGCUCAAGCCUCAGAGGAGUUGACUGAACCUCUGCAAAAACAGAAACCACCUGAACCAGCACAAAGGAAAGCCAGGGUGGAGACCCAGUUAGCUAAAUACAGCUUCCCAAAGAUGUGGGGAUCCCAUUAAACACAUCUGGGGUCCCCAAUGAGAAACUGUCAUGUGGCCAGGCCAGGCUGGGAUUUAUCCACCUUGGUGCUACAGCCUCCAGCCCACAUCCAUGUGCUUCAAGCUAAACAAUGGCAUCCCCACCCCUCACAUACCCAUCAAUCUCACAGCACUGCUUGUGCCCACUGAAGACUAUCCAUCCCUCCCUAAUGGGAAGGCUGCACUAUUGUCUGGACUUCUGUAGGAUGAGAGUUGGCUACAGAAGGCAGCUGUUUCAGAACAAAGCUAUAUUUCAUAAGCAACACACAUCCUUUCAUGAAAGUGAUUCAUUUUUAUUGAAAUUUUAAGUCCUUUCUUGCCCUUUAUUUAUUACUGUGUCUGGGGGUCAAGAAAUAGUGAUUCCCCAGGAGCUGGAGGAGCAGUCACCCUGAUCUCUGUCUUCCUCUGAGCUCCUCUGAAAAAGGAAGAUGGAGCUGGGGAUAGAGACUUUGGGGAGGAAAUGACUAACUGAGCACAUUGGUGAGCACCUGCACUAAUCACACUUGGCACCAAGACUCACAAUAGAGGGAACAGCUACAGUGAACACUCGAGGAAAACUGGACUCUGGAGAUAAGGAUGUAGGGCCAGCAGCACAAGGCAGGUCUCUCAGGACAUUCUGCAAGGGCCCAUGAGGGAGCUGGGCUCUUUGGGUACCCAGUGCACUGCCAGCAUGCACAGUGGUUAUUGAUGCCCAGUCCUAGGGCCUUGGUGCUGCCCAGAGGGCAGCUGGGCAGAGGGGGCUCUGGGUGAAGGUCACUGCAUGUGCUUCUGCAAUGAAUUGGGAGAGAAGGGAGAGGAAGAAAGGGAGGAGGGACGACCAAGGGUGCAAGGCGGCGAUGGCUGGGGUUGGUUGAACCAUAGAUUCUGCUCCUGUUACUACCAUCUCUACCACCCUCCCUGCCUAUCUCACAGCCUGAUCCCAUUUUGUCUCCCUGUGCUUGUGAUCCCUGCUCAUCAUCUGGGUUCCAUGCCUCCUCCACCCUCUACCUCUGCCUUGGGCCACAGGUCACCCCUAGGACCAACAUGUGGCACCUGUCAGCCUCUCUGUCAUUAUCCUUUUGCCUCUCAUAGACAUUAAGUCUCAUGUGCUGUUUACCGACUCUGCUCUUAACUAUGUUCUAUACUGGGAGCCAUCCCUUUGGACAGUCUCAUUCCCAUGACCCCAUGCACACCUCAUUGAAUCGCACACACCAUUUCCUGUGCAGUCACCUUGCACACCUGGCACCUUGGAGCAUCAAUCCCACACUUUGCUCUGUGAAUUCAACACUCUCAUUCUUUUGACCCCCUUUCCUAUCUCUCCCUCUGCAUUAUGUCUUGUCACACCCCCACAAUCUCUUCCUGUGCACUGCUGGCCCCUCCCUGGGCCCUCAUGUCACCCUGCUCUGUUACAAACACACUCUCUGUCAUGCCCCUGAAUUUCCACAGGCAAUAGGGUUGAGCUGGCAGCAAAAGUCCGAUGCUUUCCAAGAGAAAUUCCAUCUUCUUAUUUUGCUUGUUUCCCAUUGAAUAUCCUUCUCAGAGGAUGUGCUGUUACAAUUGUCUGCUAACUUAAAUGUUUCAUCAGCUCAGUGGCCUGAAGAUUUUGGAGAAAAGCACACUUUGGAAUAGGAAAACUUCUCAGGCAUCACAAAACUCAGGAGGACACAUGAGUAUGAGGCAGCCCCUCUUGUCGCAGACCCCAGCAGGAGCUACUGCCUCCCUGUGUGACUGGUCUGUCUCCAGGCAUCAGGGAAAUGAAGGAGACUCUCAGACACUGCCACAGUCCCUUGGCAGAUGGCAACUACAAACCUCUAAUUGGUUUUUGGUCACAAGGAACUGGGGACCAUUUUUCACAAAUAUCCUCACUGCCCCAGGCCUGUCCUCUGCUUGUAGGGACAGGUGAUAGGAUAAUGGCUGCUCUGAGGGGAGGUGACACCACACAUCAUGUCACACCAUUUCCCAAGGUCUCCAUCCCACCAACACAAACACUGGUGCUGUGAACAGCACCCUGAGCCCUCACUCUCCUUAUCAGAGGACACAGGUGUUUGCCAUCACAGCCUGAGACAGAGAGUCUGAAGCCAACUUUUGCUAAUCUGCAGCCAGGUAAGAGCUCCUAUUAGAAGGGGUUUGCAUUUGGAACCCAGCCUGCUGGCAUGGCCCCCCAGGAAGUAGAGCUGUUUCUGUAGCCUGAGCAGAGCUUAUAGAGAGAUGAGGGCCUAACCUGACAGCAGCCUCCAAAGGCAGUUGUGCCAUUUACUAUAAACCAAAGGACCCUUGUGUUGCCCAUUUUCAUGUUUAAAUCUUAAUUUUUACAUGUUUCACACUGAAAACUUAAAUAAAUUUUGUUCUAUGGUUAAAAUAAGGUCAUAAGGAAACAGCCUUGCUCAUGUAAAAGCACAUUUCUGUCAUUGGUUCAUAAACUUUUUUUCAAGUUAAUGUUUUCUUUAUUGUUUUUGAGAUAACAGUUUUAACUUACAUUAUGGUUCCAGGCAUAAUGCUGUACCACACAAAGUUCAGCAAAUGAAAAAUGCAAACACCAUAGUCCAGCAGGAGAGUAGGGAGGGGCCGUGCCCAGUCAUCCAGUGAGAAGAUGGCCCUAACUUUUCAUGAAACCCAUUGCUGCUAAGAUACAGGAGAUGUUUAGACUUUCUAUUUAACAAUGCCUUUUACCAUCAAUGAAAUGGAGUAACAUAUCCUUUUGAGGAAAUUUAUAUUUUUAAAUAAAAUUGGUUGUAACAAUAACAUUAGGUUUUGACUACAAAAACAGGCUAUUCAAAUUAUCCUGAUGGGUGGGGUUAAAUUAAAUUAAUAUAAGAAGUUUAUUUUUAAUAGGUUUAAGGAUUUCAGUUCCACAUUAAAUUGUUGUUCAGUCUACCCUAUCAUAUUUACACUGUGUUUUCAGGAUACCUGAAUAUGCACUAUCUUUUCUUUAAAGAUUUAUUUAUUUAUUUGAGUGAGUGGCACCAAGAGAGAGUGAGAGAUAGUGAAAGAGAACUUCCAGCCAUUGGUUCACUCUCCAAAUGCCCACAACUGGACCAGGCCAAUGCUAGGAGCCUGGAACUUCUACCAGGUCUCCCAUGUGGGUGGCAGAAGCCCAAGCAUUUGGGCCAUUUUCCUCUGCUUUCCCAGGCACAGUAGCAAGGAGCUGAACCAGAGGUGGAGCAGCCAGGACUUGAACUGGUGCUCAGACAGGAACGUGGCAUCAUAGGAUGUGGUUAACCUGCUGCACCUUGAAACCAGCCCCUUGAAAGUGCACUCAGAGCACCAAGCUGGCAGCAGAGCUGUGAACCCCCAGGAACCACCUGGUGCUGUGCAGACCUGGAGUGUCCUGAUGACACCUGCUGGGAGGAGAUGCACCCUGUGAUGCCGGGUGCUAGAAUUAUUUGAAGAGAUAGUGGUUUUUUCCUUAUGAGAACAUCCAUGGUCUCCUGAUACUGGAGAGAGUGUUUCCCAUUUUCAGCUUAGGCAGUGGGCACAUGAGGAAGCGGUAACGCUACACACGGGAUUCCAGAUAGCAGCUCUCAGGCACAAAAGUUUCCUGUUCUAAAGUCUCUGAUCUUAAUAUAUUUCACUCAAUUCCCAAAUUUACAAUUUCAACUUAUAAAAUAUGCAAAUCUUAACAUCUUACAUAUUCUCUUUACUGGAUAGCUUAUAAUUUAGUAUGAUUUGGAAAUCUCCCCUGAGUUCUACUGAUUUUAUGUGUGACAAGUAUUGAUCCAUGUAAGUACAUGAUCUGAAAAAGGUAACUUUUAGUUUGUACUCUACACUCUUUUAUCAUAUACUGGCAUUUCAUGUCGCAUAGUUUAGGGUGCAGCAAAGUGUUCUGUGAUUCCUGUGACAGGUGAAAAUUCUAUCUGGACAUAAAAAAAAAAUCCUUGUCACUGGCACUGUGGCUUGGUGGGUUAAGCUGUCCUCUGCUGCACCAAAAUCCCAUAUGGGUCCUGGCUGGAUUCAUGUUUGCUCCACUUCCAAUCCAGCUCCCAGAUAAUGUACCUGGAAAAGCAGCAGAGGAUGACCCAAAUGCUUGGGCCCCUGCAGCCAAGUGGGAGACCCAGAAAAAACUCCUGGCUCCUGGCUUUGCCCUGGACCAGCUUCAGCCAUUAAACCAUCCAGAGGGUAAACCAGUGGAUGGAAUCUUCCUCUCUCUCUUUCUCCCUCUCUCUCUCAUUCUGACUUUCAAAUAAUAAAGUAAAUAGAUCUUGAAAAAAGAAGAAAUCCUUGUCAAAGCCCAUCUCAAUAAACAGGCAAUUAUGCAUUCUUAAAAAGAAUUUUAAAUGCAAUGGGUCCCUACAGAAUUAUUUCAUAAUUCUUAAUCUGAAUGUUAAGAUAUCUAAAUCUUAUUCAUAGCUGGUAUUAACUUACAGCUUCAGUCCUUAUACUGAAUGUAGACUUACAGACAAAGUAAUAAAAUCAGCUAUCUAAGAUAAAAUCACCAGGCAUGAGAAUGACUAAAUAGACACUGCAUUAUGUGAGGAACACAGCAAACAGGUCUGUAACAUCACCUUCAACUGCACUGCUUUGAUCAGCCUGCUAAUUCCAAGCCCCUUCUUGAGCCACACAUGUUGUUCAGAUUAGACACAUCAUUAACUCUCCCUACUUAGCUUCUCUGUAUCUUUUAGAGGAAAACAAGAAUACUGAGUGGUCACUGCCUCAUAUUCUCUUGCAGGAUUCUCUCUCACUCAGAAGAUGAGCAGCAGAGGCUGGGAACUGACAGCAUGGCCUCGAGGGACCUGGCCCUAGGAAUGGUCUUUCUAGUACAGACGCUGGCUGGGAUUCUGGGGAAUUCCUCUCUUCUUCUCCAUUAUCUCAUCCUUUAUUUCACAGGAUGCAAGUUUAGGCUCACAGAUCUGAUUCUCAAACACCUGACUGUAGCCAAUGCCUUGGUCAUUCUCUCAAAAGGAGUCCCCCAAACCAUGGCAGCUUUGGGGAUGAAGCAUUUCCUCGAUGAUACUGGGUGCAAACUUGUGUUCUAUGUGCACAGAGUGAGCAGGGAUGUAUCCAUUGGCAGCACCUGCCUCCUGAGUGUCUUCCAGGCCAUCACCAUCAGUCCUACCUGCUCCAGGUGGAUGGGGCUUAAAGUAAAAGCUCCCAAGUAUGUUGGACCCUCCACUAUUCUCUGCUGGAGCUUGAACUUGAUGCUAAAUGUCAUGGUACUUGUGCAUGUCACUGCCAGAUGGCAAAACAAUAUCACAAGGAAAAUGGAUUAUGACUACUGUUCUGCUAUUUCUCAUGGGAAAAUCACUGAGUUAUUGUACAUAGCACUGAUGUUAUUCUGUGAUGUUGUGUUUGUAGGGCUCAUGCUCUGGGCCAGCAGCUUCAUGGUUUUCAUCCUGUACAGGCACAAGCAGCAGGUGCAAUACAUACACGCUCUCUCCCACACAUCUUCCCCAGGGUCCAGGGCCACACAAAGCAUCCUUGUCCUGGUGAGCACCUUUGUACUGCUGUGCAGCCUGUCUUCCAUUCUACAAUUUUGUUUAGCGUUUUUCAGUAUUCACAAAAUGUGGCUGGUGAAAGCUUCUGCACUGAUAGCCGGGUGUUUCCCAACCGUCAGCCCCUACAUUCUCAUGAGUUAUGACUCCAGGUUACCCACACACUGCCUUCCCUGGAUCAUAGCAGCAAAGUCCUCUGUGCUCUGAGAAGUAAACUCUAUGGGUAUUGGCAGAGGCUGACUGCAUACUUUUUAUUACUCCUCAGACACCAAAUUCAUUUCAAGAAGCAGUCAUCUUACAAGAACCUGGCCUAUGAUACAGUUGAGCUCUGCUUGAAAAUAACAGUAAAUUGAAUAAUUUUAUUUCUUAUAGAAUUCACAUUUUAUUCAUUUAUAAAAUUUAAGGUAUACAAGCUUCAUGCAUUUCAUCAUUACAGAUAUGGGAAUAUAGUUA
Oryctolagus cuniculus (rabbit) is the source of this 8786-nucleotide messenger RNA. NCBI's taxonomy places the organism in Eukaryota, Metazoa, Chordata, Mammalia, Lagomorpha, Leporidae. The record is from RefSeq and is a predicted model, not a curated record.